Messenger RNA from Lactuca saligna, 788 nucleotides. The record is from the annotation of a GenBank genome assembly. Lineage: Eukaryota; Viridiplantae; Streptophyta; Magnoliopsida; Asterales; Asteraceae.
UUCGAAUAUUACUUAAAUGCGUUUUACGUUCUCAAAAUCUAUAUUCCGCCGACCAGUUCAAUUUCACCCACCGUCGCUAGAAGAGAGAGGGCGACAGCGAGAGCGAGAGAGAUGACAACAAUUCGAAGAUUUUGCUGCGAUGAUCUUCUACGAUUCUCUUCUGUAAAUCUCGAUCAUCUCACAGAAACUUUUAACAUGUCAUUCUAUAUGACCUACUUGGCACGCUGGCCUGAUUAUUUCCAUGUCGCCGAAGCUCCAGGAAACAGAGUUAUGGGAUACAUUAUGGGUAAAGUUGAAGGGCAAGGUGAGUCAUGGCAUGGUCAUGUCACAGCAGUUACAGUAGCUCCAGAAUUCCGCAGGCAGCAGUUGGCUAAGAAACUAAUGAACCUACUAGAAGACAUAAGUGACAAGAUUGACAAGGCCUACUUUGUGGACCUGUUUGUAAGAGCAUCAAAUACACCAGCUAUAAAGAUGUAUGAAAAGCUUGAGUACGUGAUUUAUAGACGUGUGUUACGUUACUAUUCUGGGGAAGAAGAUGGGUUAGAUAUGAGGAAAGCUUUAUCUCGGGAUGUAGAAAAGAAGUCUAUAAUCCCACUCAAGAGGCCAGUUACCCCUGAUGAACUCGAGUAUGACUAGGUUGGGUUCUAAUUUAAAUUUGCUAAUUUGUGCUUGAUGGUAACUUUUAUUAUGAUUCUCAAUUCGAGUCUUUGAACAUGCAUGAAAAUACCGCAAUGCUUGAAUUCAGUUCCUUUUUUUUUUUUUUUGGUGGAAUGCCAUGAUACCCCAAG